This is a messenger RNA of Argiope bruennichi, 3436 nucleotides long. Its product is annotated as collagen alpha-1(XVIII) chain-like. NCBI's taxonomy places the organism in Eukaryota, Metazoa, Arthropoda, Arachnida, Araneae, Araneidae. The transcript is spliced from 29 exons. The record is from RefSeq and is a predicted model, not a curated record. The coding region runs from base 16 to 3093 and encodes 1025 amino acids.
AGGAGGACGUUCGAAAUGUUCUGGACACUACUGAUUCUGAUUUCCCCUCUUCUCCCCUUCUUCCACUUGCUACCUCUUUCGGAAUCGUCUGCGUUGAGGCUGAAAAGAAAUCAGAGACAUGGUAGGGAAACUUUUAUCGCUAAUAACAGUUCUUUGUCUUCUCCCCACUUCCAUGCAGUCGAGAAUCACCACAAUAAAGAACAUGAAAACAGUCGCUCUCAUGAUUAUAAGGUACAUAAAGGAUCUCAUGCUGUGAGUCAUUUCUUCAGCCCCAGAGAAGAUGACGUCCAGUAUCUUCCCAACGUCGAACUUCUUCGAGGAGAAAAAGGAGACACGGGAGCUCCCGGACCUCCGGGCCCGGUGGGACCAAAAGGUGAAAAGGGCGAUUGCUCAUGGAUUGGGAAUCCUCGCUGGAAAAGAACUGACAAGAAAGAAGACUGGAUAUUUCCAGACAUAGGUUCUGGAGAAGGACCGUCCUCUGAUUUUAUCCUGCCACUGGAAUCUCAGGAUCCUCAGCAAUGCGUCUGCAACAUAUCCGCCUUGGACCUUCCACCAGGACCAUCAGGACAAGACGGAAGAGAUGGACUGCCUGGAAUGCCUGGACAUCCAGGAAUGCCAGGUCCACCCGGAGAAAUAGGAUUACCAGGAUUACCAGGACCUAAAGGUGAGAAGGGUGCAACUGGAGCCACGGGUCUUCCCGGUCUCAUGGGAUUGAAAGGCGAACCUGGUCUGGAUGGCAUUCCCGGAGCUCCCGGUCCAAGAGGUCUCCCGGGCCCUCCAGGGCCACCAGCAUCGGCUACUUCUCAUAGAGGGAGUAUUUUUGAUCUUGAUGACACCUUUGGUGGGGGAGUGUAUGGUGCUCCUGGUGACGGACCUUUCACUUCGUACCUCGGCCGUCCAGGUCCACAGGGAAUACCAGGAUCGCCCGGUGUCCCAGGACCUAGAGGUGAAAGAGGAUUUCCUGGACAAAAAGGAGACAGAGGAGAUCUAGGACCUCGAGGUUAUAAAGGAGAUAAGGGCAGUCCUGGCGAGAAAGGAAGCAAAGGCGAACACGGCAUACCAGGAGCUCGAGGAAUAGCCGGUAUCCCUGGGCAUGACGGUAUCAAAGGAGCGAAGGGUGAGCAAGGUGUUCCAGGCGUGGGACUUCCAGGUCCUCGAGGUCCACCAGGACCACCAGGCCCUAUCGGCUAUUACGGUGUGAGUAAAGAAUUCUCGCCCCUUCAGCUGGAGAAUGAAGACUCAACAGUCAUCAUUUCUAAGGGAGACAAAGGAGAGCGAGGAGAGGAUGGGACACCAGGGACGCCAGGUUUGAAAGGAGAAAAGGGAGACAAAGGUGACACCGGUAUGGAUGGAAUGCCGGGACCGACUGGACCGAAAGGGGACACUGGUGAUCAAGGACCAAUCGGUCCACCAGGACCGGUUUCACACAUUGCUCCGGACGGGACACUCAUCAUUGAAGAAAAGGGCGAGAAAGGUGAGAGGGGGAGAAGAGGAAAGAGGGGUUAUCCAGGACCACCAGGGCCUCCAGGUCCGCCAGGUGAGCCUGGAAUUGUUCCCAAUUUACCAGGAUUCCCGAAUGAAUUAGUGAUCCAGCAGGGUCGUCCGGGAACUCCAGGGCUUCCCGGACAGAAAGGUGAACCGGGAGAGGCCACUAAAGGUGAAAAGGGAGAAAGAGGGGAACCAGGACCUCCUGCUAUGGGGAGUUACGUAAAUCCGGAUGGCUUAGAAAUCAUUACAGAAAUUAAAGGCGAAAAAGGUGAGAAAGGAGACAUCGGACCAAUAGGACCCACAGGAAGCCCUGGUGUUCCUGGAGUGCCAGGAGAAAUGGGACCACUUGGUCUACCAGGAAUGAAAGGCUUGAAAGGUGAUCCCGGAGAACCUGGACCGCCCGGCCCAAUCAUGUAUAUUGAUGAAACCGAUGAGAAAUACGUUUAUGUACCUGGACCUCCCGGACCACCAGGACCUGUGGGACCUCCUGGGAAGUCCAUGCCUGGUCCACCAGGGCCACCAGGACCUCCAGGAUCUGCAGGUCCACUGGACGCACUGUGGUCAAAUUUCACCAAUAGUAACGGAAAAAAGGGAAAUUUCGGAAUGAAAGGCCUGAAAGCUUUUAUGAAAUCUGAAGGUUUCCUUAGCAAAGGAAUUAUUGGACCCCCUGGACCUCCAGGACCACCUGGUCCACCAGGUCCUGCAGGAACCGUUUCCAGUGAUGACAGCAAAAGAAGUCAACCAUCUGUUGUGCCAGGGGCUGUCACUUUAAAGAAUGUGGAUUCUUUGUUGAGGGUGUCAGAAAUUAGUCCACUGGGAACACUGGGAUUUGUUUUGGACGAAGAAACGCUCUUAGUACGUGUCAGUGGAGGAUGGCAGUACGUUGCGUUGGGAUCAUUGGUGCCGUUGCCAUCAGCCACGACUACGACAACAUCCACAACUCCUGCACCAUUAAAUCCUCCAGUUGGUGGCAUGAAGGCAGACACUGCGCCAAGGCUGCGCAUGGCGGCUUUGAACCAGCCUUACACCGGAGACAUGCACGGAGUUCGAGGCGCUGAUUAUGAGUGUUACCGGCAAUCAAGACGCGCCAACCUCAGAGGAACUUUCCGGGCAUUCUUGGCAUCACGCGUUCAGAACUUGGACAGCAUAGUUCGGCAUAAGGAUUCGGAUCUGCCAAUCGUCAACAUAAAGGGUGAGGUGUUAUUCAAUUCCUGGAAGGACCUGUUCGCUGGAACAGCUGCUCCUUUUUCGUAUCCUCCUCGAAUAUAUUCUUUUGAUGGAAGAAACGUUUUAACAGAUAAUGCAUGGCCACACAAAAUGGUUUGGCAUGGCUCGGAUCGCCUUGGAGUAAGAGAGAUGGAGGCUUAUUGUGAUGCUUGGCACUCAGAAGGCACCACAAAGGUGGGUGUUGCCAGCUCCCUCCUUCGCCACCGUCUCCUUGACCAGGAGAAACACCCUUGCGACAGAAGCUUCAUCGUCCUCUGCAUCGAAGCCACCAGCCAGGAUGACUUCAAAAAGAGAAGAAGACGCGGCUUGGAGCACGGCGAAGAGCUGCUGAGCGCGCACGAAUACGCCAAAGUGUUGCAGAGAAUGAUCAGAUCAUGAACUGCUUUCACAGUAUCCUCGAAUUGAGAUGUACUUGCACAGCCAAGAAAGGAUAGAUGGAAUUUUCCAGUUGAUUAUUGUGUCCAUUUUUGUUCCGACUUUGAAUUAAUGUUUUAUCUGAGUAAAAAUAAGGACUUUAACUGAAACUGUAACCAUAUGUUUAAAAUGUUAUCACGUGUGUAGUAAGGCUCUUGACAAUUUCCAUGCAAAAAUUGGUUAGAACAAUACGUUAAAAAAUACUGAUGAAGGGGUUCAAAAAUUAGGAAUUCCAUCUUAAUUUCAGAAUAUUAUUAUUUAAUUGUUUAAAAUGACAAAUUUUAAUUGCCUUUAUUUAAAAUUGAAA